Molecule: messenger RNA, 4163 nt
Organism: Labrus bergylta (ballan wrasse)
Lineage: Eukaryota; Metazoa; Chordata; Actinopteri; Labriformes; Labridae
Source: RefSeq, a predicted model, not a curated record
CUCCUCCAGCGAUUUAAAAGCAGCUGGUGGUCGUGCGAGCUUCCACUCCGUGAUGUGGCUGGGAGCAGACAUGGCAGCAGUGGGAGAGCUGGUGCUGGUACUGGGCUUACUGGUCUGCGCUCACUGUGAGGUGAGAGGACGAGACCCCGAUGUGGAGAAGGAGGAGGAGGAGCUGGGAGGAAGAGUAGCAGCGAUAGGAGGAGGAGCAGAGUUCUUCCCUCAACUUGAGGGGUUACCCCACAGGGCAACAGGGACACCCCCACUGGGAGAGAGAGGGAACUAUCCAGCCAGAAUGGGUAAUUGGUGUGCAUUCGUGCAUCAGCGUAUGGUUACCACGGCAGUUGAGUGUGGAAAUACAGAGCAGUACACCAUCAAGUCUCAGAGUCCGUGUCCAAGCGGGACGCCUGACUGUCAGCUGGUCAUGUAUAAACUGGCCACCCGGCCUGUUUACAGGCAGAAGAAGCAGUUCUUCACCGCUCUGUUGUGGCGCUGCUGUCCAGGACACAGAGGACCCAAAUGUGAGGACACAGAAUAUAAUGCACAGCUGGAUUCUGGAGACUUGGAUCCAACUGAAGGAUAUGAAAGAGCAGAGGACCGCACUCUAGAAGUUAGGGCGAUGACCCGGCAGCAGCAUGUCACUCACAUGCAGCAGCACGUCGACCCAGAUCGCGAACAGAACGACCACCAAGCACCUGGCAGCUCGCCGUAUGGUACUGGCUACGCAGACGACAACCAGCACAACAUCACACACCCUGGCCUGGACCCAAGAUCUGCCAACAACCCCCAUCAAGCAUCAAACCCCACUGCAAACUCAUAUGACCGUCCCAGCCAUCCUGACCAUCCCCACAAAGGACGGCAGCAGGAACACCACCUGCAUGAAGCCACUGCUGAAGCCACUGCUGAAGCCACUGCUAAAGCCACUGCUGAAGCCACUGCUGAAGCCACUGCACAUAUGAUGGCUCUGGUCAUGUCAAAGCUGCAGCCAGUCCUGGAGGGCUUCAACCACUCCCUCGAGCACCUGAGCCAUCAGGUGGGGGACCUGUCCCGUGAUGUAGCCCAGUUGAAGAGCAGUCAGCUGGUGACCGAGCUACAGGCGCAGCCCCCGGAUGUCCCUGAGCUAGACGAGGCAGCGGAGGAACGGCUGAAUACCAGGCUGGAUGAAACGCUUCAUCAGAUCAGGGAGGUCAGGAGACAGUUGGAGAGUCAACAGAGGGAGAUGGAGAACAGGCUGCACUACCAGCAUGUAAUGCUGCAUUACAACCUCACCAGCUUCAAGACCGACAUUGACAUGAAGCUGAAACGCCACCAGAAGAUGCUACAGGUCAGCCUGCAGGCCAUGAACAGCACACUUACUGAGCUGAAGCUUGAUCAGGAUCAGCUGGAGGAUAAACUGGAGGAUCCGCUGGUGGAUCAGCUGGAAGAUCUGCUACAGGAUCAGCUGGAGGAUCGCCUUCCUCCUCCCACCCUGCCUCCCCCCAUCCUGCUGCAGCCAUUAGACACCUCGUCCCUGUGGGAGGCCAUUGGGCGCCUUGACAACAUGGUGGUCAACAACACAGUGAAGGUGGACGGGUUGUUGGAGGACCUGGAGGUGACCUCAGGGAACGUGCAGCUGCUGAGGCGGGACCUAAAGGAUCUUGGGAAGCAGAUCAACCAGACAGCCAGGAGCAGUCAGAUCCAGUACAUGGAGACAGGGCUGGAAGUGGACGCGGCGAGGGAGGUAGUGCUGAGGCGGGUGGGUGAGCUGGCGGGGAACCUGAGUCUGCAGGACGUGAGGCUGCAGGAAAUAGAUGUGGACAUGGACUAUAUGUACACCAUCCUUUACAAGCACAACUCAUCGGCAGACUGUGACUGCAAGGGCCUGAAGGCGGCUGUGGCUAAACUGGAGAGGGGCUUGGCCAAUGUCACCGAGUUGGCCAAUGAGAACAGAUUAGCCCUGGAUGAGGACAAUGAUGGAGGGGCGGGGCAGUGGGGCGGGGCAAACGACUGGGAGCCAGCGGUGGGGACUCUCCAACAAGGCCUCCAGCAGGUGAAGGAGACUCUUACCUCGGAGCAGAGCAGGACCAGCACUCUGGAGCAGAGUCUGAACCAGCUGAGCAGCUUGGUGACCGUGGGUCUAGUGGAGGUCUCGGGUCUGAAGGCAACCGACAGGAAGCUGGUGGAGGAGAUGAAACACCUGUCUAGCUCCUUUAACUCCUUGCUGAAAGACGUCAUCAGACACAGCGACGUGCUGGAGCUGAUGCUUGGGGAGGAGGUGCUGGAGUUCCUGGAGUGGCCGGUCCAGGACCAGGAGGCCCACUCCAUCCCGGUCCUAAAAGAGCGGCUGAGACUCCUAGACGAGCAGCAGAGAGGACACAACCUGAGCAUCACCUCCCUGCUGAACAGACCAGGAGGCAGAGAGGAGGUACCAUCUGCUGACCAGCCCCCACCCUCCUCCCAACUCCUCCCUGAUGACUGGCUUCAUGGCAGCACGAGGAGCAGCAGUGGAGUUCCAGCCAGAGAGCGGCAGCUCCUCCUCCACCCUGAGGGAAGGCGCCCACAGCAUGGAGGAGAUGGUAGCGAUCUUUGGAACCUGGAGAAAACAGUGGAGGUGUUGGGGCAGAAGGUGCUCCUCCUGGAGGAGAAACACCACAACAACACCACUACAGACAGAAUGGCGCCUCCCAGUGGUGUGGAGGCCAAACUGCAGGCAGAGGUGAUGUGGCUGAAGAGAGGGCUAGAAGACCAUCUAAGAGUUUUCAAAAACGUCUUCAGUAAUGCUGACAUGCUGGUGGGGUCUGACGCCACGCUGGAGCUCGAUAAACUGUGGCAGCUGAUGAAGAACAGAGACGGGAAGAAGGAGAAGAAGAGAGGAGGAGGGAAGGAGGGGAUAGGAAGAGGAGGACACCAUCGCAGCAGGAGGGAGUCAUUGGGUGUUGCUCCCGUCCUGUACACCCAAUCAGAAGACCCUUUGCUGCUUGUGGCUGGAUCUCCUCGAAGUGUCUCAAACGGUGUCAUCUUGUUGGAAGCCUCUCUAAACCUGGGUCAGAUUUACUCUGACACCGGCACCUUCACUGCUCCUGUGAAUGGGAUCUACCUGUUUGUCCUCACCUUGGACCUGAGGCCAGGCCCCACCCACGUGCUCCUUGUGAGGGGGUCUGGAGCAGCGCCAGUGUUUUUACACCAACAGGAGGUGAGGGAGGCAGGGCUGGUCACUAGCAUGAGCCUCCUGCUGCUGGGUAAGGGGGAGAAGCUGAGGCUGGAACUAAAGGGAGGAGAGUGGGCGGAGUCAGAGGACAAUGUGUUCACCGCACUGCUGCUCCACCGGACCACCUGAGGGCGCUGCUCAACAUCAGCUCAACAAUAGACACUGAUCUGAGACUCUAGGAGGGGUAGAAUCACAGAGAACACAGAGGGUUGGACUGACUUUUUGGAAAUGAAAUAUAACUUAACUUCAUAGAGGUUUAUUCCAAAGCACCAUACGGCAUAUUAAACAGAAGAUUUUAUACUAAGAGGGAUUGAAAGCCUAAAACCCUUUUUAACCAUGAAAUUAGAAUAUUGAGCUCAAAAACAUGUCAAACUAAAAUAUUUACAGUCAGACCUCAUAAUUGGCACACCAGUGGACAAAAGGGAGAGAAGCUAGUUCAGCUUCUAAUUACUUCAAGUAAACCUAUGUUGAGUAUUUUGUUAGCCUAGCUUAACAUAAUGACUAGAAAGAACAGGAAACAGCCAGUCUGACCAAAAACACAGAAGACCUCUAAAGGUCACAUAGAAAGAAAGAGGGAUUUAAAAAACAUAUCCAUCAGGUCAGUAACUCUGUGCCGUGUCAUUGGCUGUAGAUCGAGUUGCCAGUUCAAUUGCUUUUGGUCAAUGCUAUGAUUUAUGUCCAACAAGAAAUAGUUUCUGCAACAACAACAAAAACACUGUAAAACACAGAACUUCCGUCUAGCAACACUGUUGUUAUACAGAUUAGAGAAAUGAGAUAAUGUAGUGUGCUGAACAGUGAGCUUUAGAAGUUAAGAGGUAUAAGUGUUUUAGCCUGUGUUCCUGCUCAGUACAGAAGUCCUCAUUAGGGAUCUGAUGACAACUUUUCAGCUUUAAUUUGUGCCCUUUCUUUAAAGGCUUUAUAUGUGAUUUUUUUGAUCCAGCAGAUGUCGCCCUUGAGCACCAGCAUGAAACCAAAACAA